Linum tenue is the source of this 660-nucleotide messenger RNA. NCBI's taxonomy places the organism in Eukaryota, Viridiplantae, Streptophyta, Magnoliopsida, Malpighiales, Linaceae. The record is from the annotation of a GenBank genome assembly.
UCACCAUAUAUAUAUAUAUAUAAGCAAAAUAAACUGCUUGGGGUCACAAAUCGAAACUCAAAAGUCUCAGAAUUUUGGAGGUGAAAGAUAAUCAAAUCAAAUCAAUAAUGGGGUCGUUAAUGGCAGGAUGGGACUCCCCUCCCAAAUCAGCGAAAUUCGAGAGGAAUCAGUCGCUGACCAAAGAAGAGAUCGACGCCUACUGGAAUCUCAAGAAGAAAAUCCAAGACGAACACCUCAGGGCUCUCUCUCCUCGAUCUUCCGAUGUUGGGUCACCGUCGUCCGUGUCGCCGCCGGGGGAACGGUUGGUGAUGGGAAAUAUGCCGGCGAGAACGAGGUCUUUGCCGGCGGUGGUCGGGGAGGCAGCAGCGGCGGCUAGGGAGAGGGUGGCGGCGGGCGAGGAGGAGGAGAGGCUGAAGAGGUUCAUGAUGGAGAAGAAGAAGGAAGGGUGGUGGACGAGGAGCAACUGGGCUUUCUUGAACGAGCCGCCCGUGAUUGAGCGGGCCUCCAACAGUUAUCCGGCCCAGUUCCACAUCGCAACCAACCCGAGGAUUAGCACCCACUAGUUUUAGGCAGGAAGAAAGUGAGAAUCAAAGCUGUAAAUAAGGAAGCCUGCCUUUUGGGUGUGGUAUGUUUUAACUUGAUUUGGUGCGUUUUUUUUUU